Sabethes cyaneus is the source of this 2721-nucleotide messenger RNA. RefSeq lists its product as uncharacterized. The transcript has 8 exons. Lineage: Eukaryota; Metazoa; Arthropoda; Insecta; Diptera; Culicidae. The coding region runs from base 494 to 2140 and encodes 548 amino acids. The record is from RefSeq and is a predicted model, not a curated record.
AAGUUGCGAUGUAAUGGAAAUAAAGUUCGUUUUGCAAAUAUUGAUUUGCUGGUAGUGUUAUCAAUUGCCAGUUUUAGAAGAAAAAAUCAUUUGUUUUCAUUGGUAAACUGUGUUGGUGUAGUGAUCGAAUGAAGCAACUCUUUUCGUAAGUGGUUUUCAGAUAAAAGAAUUAGUUCUAGGCGGUGAAGAAGAUUUGUAUAAUAAAAGCAGAUGAUAGAAAAAUUGUGAAGUAUUUAGAGAGUGUUUCCGAAGUGCUCUGAAGUGAAGAAAUAAACAACCUGAUCGUAAAUAAAGCUAAAGAAACAGCGAAAAACGAAGAAUCUCAAUUGGUAACAGGGAACGUCCAUCCCACUGCCAACGGUACUUCGAUAGUGUGCUACAAAUAUAUAAGCGAAUAGAAAAUAGUUUGCAACCAGUUUGGAGUUCGGCGCAUUGGCUGUUAUGCAGGGGGAAGCUGUGCCAAAAUAGGCAUAAUUAGGAAACAACAGAAAACAUGUUGGGAGCACUUAAACGCCGAUGGAGGACUACUCGAAGAUCUGUGUCGGCCGAUCAUCAGUACGAGCCAGAUGGGGAAAGAUCUAAUGGCAUCAUACCACCUCCCCGCUACAUAGAGUUCCUUAAAGCCGAGCGGAAUGCAAUUGUGGGCAAUUCCAUUUCGGCCCCUCGGUAUAUCGAAGUACGCCAAGGACGAAUCGUCCUCGAAUCGCAAAGAAUUAUCGACUUAAAAAACAAGACUGAUGGCGAUGAUCACCCUUUCGUUCACAAUGCCAAAGAGAAGCUAAACAUCGAAUCGCCUACAACACCCGAACCUCCGGUCGACUACGAGCGAUCGCUGAUAAUACAAAGUGAGCCUCAGUCACCCGUUUAUGAGCGCGGGAAACAUGGAAAUUUGUAUAUCAAUUCUUCCUACCGGUCGGAACCCUGCAAAAAUACAGAUCAACUGGAAUCCAGAAUAGCUGAAUUAGAAGAUGCCUUAUUACGAUUGCAAGAUAGAGUAAACCAAAGCCAAUGUAAUUCACCAACGCUGGAAAAGGAAAUUAAGGAGCAUUUAGAAAUGAUGAAUAAAGUAAUUAAGACAAAGGAUAAACAAUCGACACAAGCUUGCCGGGAGCAUAAAACAUUACAGGCUCGUUUCCAACGUCAGGAAAAUAGUCUGCUAGUUCUUCAAAGUGAAAACAAAUCCCUACACCAAAGAGUUAAACAGUACGAAGCCUGUUUAGACGAUAUAAUGCGAAAGGUGGUCGAUGCUCUGGUAGCCGAAGACUGCCUAAGGGAUGAAGUUUCUAUACUCAAGAACCGAGUACGAGAUCUGGAGGCACAGAAUGCUGCCCUGACCGCAAGCCCAGCAAAAAGCCGUGAUGAGGGUUAUUGUACGAUGAGCUCCGGCCAGCCUCAACCGGCGCAAGAUAGUCACCUGGCGGAACUACCAGAGGAACCAGAACAGUGGCUAGUAUCUGCGGAGCCAUGUACUGCUGAAAUGGAAGACUGGAGUAUGUCCCAAGAGGAACUGGCCACGGCCUUGGAGGAAGACAGCCACGAAUGGAUAUGGAACUCGAGCUUUCUCACCACGAACGAAACGCAAACGGAAGACGUAUCUACGCUGUUACAAGAGCAAGUAGCGUAUUCUGACGAUGAAGAGGUAGCCUGUACAAAUUUUACACGAGAUUUUUAUAGACUGGUAAAUAUAAAGUCUGAAAGCAAUCGAAGCCUACACUCCCCAACGCUCCCAGAUCUGACUACGGCUAGCAGUAGCGACGAGAAUGAAAGAACUGCCAGUCCCACCCCCAGCGAAGCCGGUCAAGCUCAAGUUCAUAGUUGUUCCUCUAGUGAAUCAAGUGACGUUAUAACGGAAAAAUUUGACCCUUCAUUUGCCUCGUCACCAAACAACCUUCCAGCUAACACCACAGAUCUGAUACAGGAUGUUCUAAUCACCCAUCGCAAUGAACAACAUCAGCAUCAGUUACGCAAAAAUAAUUCCAAAGAUAUUUCGGAAAAACCUUCCCCUACUUGGAGGCGCAGCACUGGUUGGAGACGAGUUCCCAAAAGCAAUCAUGAAACGCACAUCCCUGUCCCGAUACACUUGAAGGAUCGACUAAAAUCUCCACCUCCGGUACCGGUCCGAAGACAUUGUGCAAGCUAGCCGUCUCUAUACUUUGUAGAUUAAGGCUAUACCCAAAUCCUCGAGAAACAUAAUUAAAACAGGUCUGAUAUCGAUCAGGAAUUUAAUAUAACUUCGACUAAAAAUUCUUGUUUGUUACUGCAAUGGCAUAAGUUAGAUAAUAGAGUUAAGCGUGAAAUGUGAUAAUACGUUUAGUAUUUAAAGCAGUACAUAAACAUGGCAAAAAUUCCAAGCGAUCACUGCCAACAAUGUAGAAACCUCAUAUCGUUUCGUUAACUAAACAUCAAUCAAAUUGCAGGACAAUAAUAUAAGAGUAUGAAUGGCAGAGCAGCAUUCAACCUAAGCGAUGUUAACUGCUGUGUUACUGGUGUUAUUUAGCAUAAUGUAAAUAACAUAAUGCUCAGCAGCGGCUGGCGUUACGUUACGAACGAGGUUGUGAUCUCUGCUAAAUAUGCAUUUUGAACGAAAACUUUUCGCGUCAUUUUGACAGCAUGGCGAUGUUUUGUAGUAACCGUAACCGACAUGAAGUAAAUAAAGACAAUACAUACUGCAAUUUUUGAUAUGAAAAGGACAUGCGAAUACUGUGGCGAUGACUAUGCUGG